UGCGCCGGUCGGUUCCUCCGCCUCCUCCUCCUCCUCCCAGAGAAGCUUCGCCGGACGGGCUCCAGCGCUUCGGGGAGGCAGGAAGGGAGGGAGAGAGGGAGGGAGGGAGGAGGAAGCGACCGCGGUUGGAGGCAGGCAAGCGCCGGCAACCGGCUCGGCUCGGGGAGUCAUGGAGCGCUGGAAGAACCGGGUGGCGCUGGUCACGGGCGCCUCGGCGGGCAUCGGAGCGGCCGUUGCUCGGGCGCUGGUGCAGCACGGGUUGAAAGUGGUGGGCUGCGCCCGGAGCGUGGACAAGAUCGAGAAGUUGGCAGCCGAGUGCGAGAGCGCCGGCUAUCCGGGCGUCCUCAUCCCAUAUAAGUGUGAUCUCUCGGUGGAAGAAGAGAUUCUCUCCAUGUUCUCUGCCAUCAAGACUCUCCAUCAGGGCGUUGAUGUCUGCAUCAACAAUGCUGGCUUGGCCAGGCCGGAACCUUUGCUGUCUGGCAAGACCGAAGGUUGGAGAACCAUGAUAGAUGUCAAUAUCUUAGCGGUCAGCAUUUGCACGCGAGAGACUUACCAAUCCAUGAAGGAAAGAAACAUUAACGAUGGACACAUCAUCAACAUUAACAGCAUGAGUGGUCACAGGGUGGUCCCAGAGUCAGUCGAACACUUUUACAGCGCCACAAAGUAUGCUGUCACGGCUUUAACCGAAGGGCUUCGGCAGGAACUAAGAGAAGCAAAGACACAUAUACGAGCCACGUGUAUUUCACCAGGUUUGGUCGAGACCGGAUUCGCUUUUAAACUGCACGAUAAUGAUCCGGAAAGAGCUGCGGCCACAUAUGAGAGUAUUAGGUGUCUAAAAGCUGAAGAUAUGGCCAACGCUGUAAUAUAUGUUCUCAGCACUCCACCUCAUGUACAGAUCGGCGAUAUUCAGAUGAGACCCACCGAACAAAUGUCAUAGCUGAGGAAGGAGAGGAUGGCACAGCCUUUCUCAAAACAGGGUUUUCUUCAGAUGAUCCAGUGACUUUCUAAGGGCCUCCUAGCGGAAGGCCCUGACCCACAGCCCCUUUGGCCAUCUCGCUCUCCUCAGCUGAGCUGACCUCAGUGGAAACUGACAGGAA
Molecule: messenger RNA, 1097 nt
Organism: Notechis scutatus (mainland tiger snake)
Lineage: Eukaryota; Metazoa; Chordata; Lepidosauria; Squamata; Elapidae
Gene: DHRS11
Product: dehydrogenase/reductase 11
Molecular function (GO): oxidoreductase activity
Source: RefSeq, a predicted model, not a curated record